Messenger RNA from Haplochromis burtoni (Burton's mouthbrooder), 664 nucleotides. RefSeq names its product mitochondrial ribosomal protein L13 (gene mrpl13). The record is from RefSeq and is a predicted model, not a curated record. The transcript is spliced from 7 exons. NCBI's taxonomy places the organism in Eukaryota, Metazoa, Chordata, Actinopteri, Cichliformes, Cichlidae. Gene Ontology annotation, biological process: translation; negative regulation of translation. Bases 92 to 631 code for a protein of 179 amino acids. Gene Ontology annotation, cellular component: ribosome; mitochondrial large ribosomal subunit. Gene Ontology annotation, molecular function: mRNA binding; structural constituent of ribosome.
UAUCUUAUUUCAACCGAACAUAAUUUCGUAGCGGACCGAAGCUCACGUUGGGGUCAACUAUUUAGAGGAUGCGCUAGUAGUUUAAUCUAAAAUGUCCAGUUUCUCCAGAUCUGCACAGCAAUGGGCGACCUUUGCCCGUUCCUGGUUCCUGAUUGAUGCCAGGAUGCAGCCGCCUGGGAAGAUUGCAACUAUGUGUUCUAUUAGAUUACAGGGGAAACACAAACCUAUCUACCAUGCUCUGAGUGACUGUGGUGACCAUGUGGUGGUAAUAAACAGCAAACACAUAGCUUUCUCUGGGAACAAAUGGGAACAGAAAGUCUACUCAUCACACACGGGGUACCCUGGUGGAUUCAAACAAGUCACAGCUGCUCAGCUCCAUCAUAAGGACCCAAAAGCUAUCGUAAGGUUAGCAGUUUACGGCAUGCUGCCUCGGAACCUGCACCGGCGCACCAUGAUGCAGCGAUUACACAUCUUUCCUGAAGAUGAGCUGCCAUAUGACAUUCAAGCCAACCUGACAGAGGAGCUGCCUCAGCCCAGAGAAAUACCGAAGAAGCUCAGCGAGUAUACUCAGGAGGAAAUCGAUGCCUUCCCCAGGCUGUGGACACCACCUGAAGACUACAAGAUGAAAUGAAGGCUGCCCAAUGAGACCGAGAAAUGGAGGGGG